Messenger RNA from Elaeis guineensis (African oil palm), 4019 nucleotides. Its product is annotated as filament-like plant protein 7. NCBI's taxonomy places the organism in Eukaryota, Viridiplantae, Streptophyta, Magnoliopsida, Arecales, Arecaceae. The record is from RefSeq and is a predicted model, not a curated record.
CCGACACUUCUGCUCUACUCUUGCGCGUUCUCUCUCUCUCCCUCCCCUUUUUUUUUCUUUUUUUUCCUCCAUCCGCAAAAGCUCUCACGGCCGCAGCUUUAUUGAUAAACCUUUUAACCCCACCACAACGCACGACGGCAUAAGUCCGCCCCUCCUUUUCUGCUACUUUACCCCCACACCACUCCAACACGCGCAUACCAGGAAAGAGAAAGAACAGAGAAGAGACACAGGCAGAUACAUACGGGAGGGAGGGGAGCACCUUGGUUCUCAGUCCAUCCAUUCCCCAUCUCGCUCCGGGAACGAGUAGGAAGGGGAAACUAAAGGAAAAAUAAAAUAAAAAAGAAGGACAAGGAGAAGAAGCUGGAUGUUUAAUUCAUUGAUUGGUACGAUGCUACGACGAGAAUUUCCGUCGGGUUUGGGGGUUGGUGGAUGAGCCUGAGCCGGAGCCGGCGCCGGCGGUGAGCCGAGUGGAGUCCUGUUAAACAGGCCCAUCCACCAGUGAAUAGACUUAGCUAGAAGCAUGGAACACAAGACAUGGCUUUGGAGAAGGAAGUCUUUGGAAAAGACCAUCACAACGAAUGGGAAAUCUGAUCUCUUGAUGAAAAAUCAGCAAGAGAAAGCAAAAGCUCUGGAACUGGAGAGAUCCUUAGAGGAUUUAAAUGGGCAACUAUCUUCUGCUCGCACUGAGUCCAAUGCUAAAGAUGAUCUCAUUGCAAAGCAAGCAAAGGUGGCUGAGGAAGCCAUUGCAGGUUGGGAGAAGGCAAGAGUGGAAGCGGCAUCUUUCAAGCAACAGCUGGCCGAUGCUUUACUUCAGAAAGCAACUGCUGAAGAAAGAAUACUUGACAUAGAUUCAGCUUUAAAGGAAUGUAUGCAGCAGCUACAUAUGGCUAAGGAAGAACAUCAUCAAAGUGCUAAUGAUUGUGCUAUGAAGAUAUCAAGAGAACAAGAGAAGGUACGAGCUUUAGAAGAGAGGUUGGCUGAGAUGAAUAAGAGGCUUGUGAAAUUAGGUGUUGAGAGCAGCAAUCUGAGUCAGAUUCUUGAGGUCAAAGAGAAGUUGAUUGAAGAAUCAAAUAAUUUGAGAUCCCAAUUAGAAGGAAACUUUACUGCAGCGAUGGCGAAGCUUGAUACCUCUGAAAAAAACAAUGCUUCCCUCAAGUACGAAGUUUGCAUGCUUCAGAAGGAACUUGAGAUUCGAAAUGAAGAGAGGGAAUUUAGUCUCAAAUCAGCUGAUGCUGCCCACAAGCAACACCUUGAAAGCAUAAAGAAGAUAGCUAAGCUAGAAUCAGAAUGUCAGAGAUUGCGUGUCAUGGUUCGGAAGAGACUACCGGGCCCUGCUGCUUUGGCUAAAAUGAGAAGUGAGGUCGAAAUGCUUGGUAAUAGUGCUCUAGAAACAAGGAGGAAAAAGGCAAAUUCUGCAAUAGAACCUUUCAUGUCAAGGGAUUUUAUACCCGAAAACUGCUAUGAUGUAUCCAAUAAGAGCAUCACUUCUCUUGUUGACAGAUUGCAUGCAAUUGAAGAUGAAAACAAAAAUCUCAAAGAAUCAUUGAUCAAGAAAGAUAGGGAACUUCAAUCCUCAAGGAUCAUGUUUGCACGUACAGCUUCCAAAUUAUCACAGGUUGAGAAACAACUUGAGGAAUUAUCAUCAGGACAGGAUUGCUUUGAACUAGCAAGGAGCAUCCCUGUAUUACAUAACCUGCCUCAUGCAUCAAACUCCAAGGAUGGUGGUAAUGAAGAUAAUAUUAGUUGUGCUGAAUCGUGGGCUUCAGCUUUAAUUUCAGAGCUGGAGCACUUCAAAAAUGGAAAACCAAUGACAACACCAUCUUGUAGAAGUGCUGGAGUAUCAGAUCUAAGUUUGAUGGAUGAUUUUAUUCAGAUGGAAAAAUUGGCAAUAGUUUGCAUGGAUAAACCUUGUGAAAGUUCAGAUAUUAUAUCAGGAGAUAAUAAAUCACAGACAACCUCUAAAGAAAUUGAUUCAAGACUUGACAUAUCAGAAGCAAUGGGCAAGGAGCUUGUCCCAAUCAAUAGACACUCUGAUUUUUGUGACAUAAAUAGGGAAACUCAACUGACAUGCAUUUCAGUAGAAAAAAGUCCAAGUUGGCUUCAGGAUAUUUUGAGGGUGAUUAUCCAGAAGCAUCAUAUAACAAAACGAAGUCUAGAUGUUAUUCUUGAAGAAGUUAGAGUUGCUCUGGGAAAGAGGGACCUUUCUGUUAGGGAAAAAUGUUCAGAUGUCUUAUAUCCCACUUGUACCAUAUCUCAGAAUCCUCCACAUACUUCACCAAAUUCAUCUGAUGGAGCAUUUGGUAUGGGCACACUGGCUGGCGAGACAAAAAGCCAACUUUUUCGGACAAAUUAUAAGAAACCAGUAUGUAAGCUAAUUGAGCUUGUUGAGGGAAUCAUAGAGAGAUCCAUGAAAAUUAGCAAUGCCCAACAUGCAUUAUCUGGAAAUAGUGGAGGUGCUUAUUCACGACAUAGAUCUGCAUCAUUAAAUGGGUAUAUUGCUCGUGCAUUUCUAUGGAAAAGUUCUGAACUUGCAUCUGUUCUACAACAUUUUGUCAUUGUCUGUAAUGAUAUGUUGCAUGGCAAGGCGGACCUUGAAAAAUUUGUUGCUGAAGUAACUUCGACAUUGGACUGGGUAAUUGACCACUGUUUUUCCCUUCAAGAUGUAUCAAAUAUGAAAGAAACUAUCAAGAAGCAUUUUGAUGGUGAUGAAUCACCUAGCGACGAUGAAUUUGAAGCUGUACUUAAUAGCCAAGGUACAGAAAGAGAUAAAGCAGAUGUACAUGGAGAUCUCAAGAUUGAAAAAGAGAGGUCAAUGCCCUUUGUAUCUGCAUCAGAUGACUUAUAUAUUUUGUCUCAAAUGCAAGAUAUUGAGACUAAACUCAAGGAUGAAAAUGAGAGACUGAGGCUUGAGAUUAUAAAUAUGGAAUCUAGAAAGAAAGAUUUGGAGGAGAAACUCAAAACAACCAGUGCUAGAAAUGAGGUCUUGAUCACUAGACUUCAUGAAUCAGAAGAAAACAUUUCCCAUUUGGAAGUGGAACUAGCUAAACUGAAAGAGUCAAAGGGAUUGAUUAAAGGCCAGAUUCAAAAUCAGAUGUUAAUAGAUGAAGAUCUUGACACACAGCUUAGAGUUGCUAAAGUUGAAUUGAAUGAGGCUCCACAAAAGUUCCCAUCCCUCGGAGUUGAACGGGAGGACAAAAGUCAUCACUGUGAAAAAUUAGAGGCAACAUGUCUUGAACUACAGCUUCGUUUAGAAAGUGUGGCUGCUAAGGGAACUCCAAAAUAUGUUGUGGGCAGCGAAGAAAAGCAAGUCAGAACAGAUUGGGAAAUUGCUGCAGCUUCAGAAAAACUUGCCGAGUGCCAGGAAACUAUCCUAAACCUAGGGAAACAGUUGAAGGCCCUGGCGUCCCCAAGGGAUGCUUCUCUUUUUGACAAGGUAAUAUCAACCCCUGCUGCUGCUGAGUCCGACCAUCAAUCUCAGUUACUUGAUCAAAUGCGAACCGAGGUUGACAUGACAUCUGAAGAUUCCAGAUCUCCUAAAACAAAGGAAAUCAUAUGUACUGAACCACAAUAUCCACCAGCUGCAACUACCGAGACCCAAAUACGGGUUUGCUGUGUGGGCAGAAGAUCCACAAAGACCAGAGUACCAAUAAAAUAAAAGACAUCAUCCAACGUUCACCAGUGAAGUCACCAGAGAACUUUUACAGUCUGGGUGGACCAAAUAAGCACAAAGGUGUGGCUGACAGAGGAAUGCUCGCAAUGGUACCUAAGAAAAAGCAAAGCGGAGUCAGUUUGCUCAGAAAACUUUUUUUGAAGAGGAAAACAGAGAGCAGCAAGAAGCUGGCCCUUCCCACUAGUUGUUAAACCCAUCGGGCAAUGUGAUGUGAAAGGUAACAGAAAAAGCCUGCUGGGGAGUUAUUUGGAGCAGUGUCAUUAGUGUGUUUAUGGCAAGUUUUUGUCGCUAAUUUUCUGGCUUCUGUGAUUGUGGUUAAUUUGUCUGAUUUGUGGAGACUUUCAUGUGA